Molecule: messenger RNA, 1400 nt
Organism: Diabrotica virgifera virgifera (western corn rootworm)
Lineage: Eukaryota; Metazoa; Arthropoda; Insecta; Coleoptera; Chrysomelidae
Exons: 2
Coding region: 896-1324 (142 amino acids)
Source: RefSeq, a predicted model, not a curated record
AAAUCCUGAUUCCGAAGAUCGCUGGAUGUCUGGCGCAAAACACAAUUAGAAAGAUAGCUAUUAAUUGUGGAGCCAAACAUCCAGAACUACAUCAACUAGAUUUAGGAAACAAAUUGCCACGACUCUGCAAUUAUUAGCCCUCGAUGAUGACGAAAUGGAACAAAUCACCACUUUUAUGGGACAUACAAAGAAGACACAUACCGAGUUUUACAGGUAAUGUCAACUUAAAGAGUAUGCAUGCACUGUUAAUUUUGGUUAGGAUUUUUUUAAACUUUUUAUGCUUGAUAUGAUAUAUCAUACAUAAUGUAAUAGAAUUAGCAACAGUGGUUAAGUUUCGAAAAGUUUACUUUAAAGGUAUCUCGUACACAAAAUAUUUCAAAAAGCUUUCUGUGAAAAAUAGUUAAAACCGGGUUUUAAUUGUUCCUUGUCCGAACUUAGCAAAACGCGUGUUGAGUCUAAAUUUGUUUAAUGAAUAAACAUUUCUUUUUAAAAUUUACCAGCAUAUUUUCUUUCAGCCUUUCCGAUAUAUUUGAAUGCGAUAUAUGAAAAAUCGUUAUUUCCCCUUUAAUAUUCGAAAAUCGUUGUUAGAAUGUAUGCUUCAUAAAUCCGUAUUUAAAAUAAAUUAUUGAUCUAUUAUACUCUCACUGUUUCCGAUAAGGUCAAUUCGAUGGAUACUUAAACCAUGUAUCUACGUAGACAUUUAAAUCGUUUUAAAAUUAAUAAAAUACUUUUAGACUACCGCAAGAUAUCUACCAGACUGCUAAAGUAGCCAAGAUUCUUUUACUUAUGGAAAAAGGCAAGGGAAAUCGGUACCGAGGAAAAAAAAUUAAGUGAAAUCAAUAUAGAUGAUAACGAAUACUAUAGCUCUGAAUACGAAGGCGAUGAAGAACCGAUUAUGCAGAAGGUGCUAAAGCGGGUUACAAGGGGAAAAAAACCUGAAGACGAAUUAGAUACUGGAGAUUCUGACAGAUAUGUGCAUCAGUCAACGGAACGUGAUCAACAUAAUGAAAACACAUUAUCAAGAAAUUAUUUUAAAAAGGCGACUAGUCCGUUUCACGAAUCUAACGAAGAAAAUAGUGAAGAACCACCAACAAAAAAAACUAAAGAAUCAUCCACGAAAUCCAUCCAGAGAUUCAGAGCCAAAUGGUCAGAUAAUGAAAAACAAGUUUUACUUCAGUACUUUGAAAAACAUAUUGAAAAAAAAAUUACCCCUCGGAAACAUGAAUGUGACGAACUACUGAAACUACAUCCACACGUGUUCGAAAAUAAGGACUGGGUCCGAAUAAAAACAUAUGUGUAUAAUACAUUCCGUGAAAGGAAGUGAUUGCUUAUUUUUAUUUUUACUGAACCACAUACUCGUAAUAGAUUAUUUUUAGUUCCAAUAAAUUACUUUUAAAUAA